GGCGGAUGCAGCUAGUAGAUGUGGCUGAGUUGCUACCCCCAGAGGCCAACGAUAAGAGCCCACGCUGCCGCUCGGCGGUGGCGGGGGAUUUCUCCAGCAGCAAACGAGAGAUAGUGGGCAAGGACCACGGCCGCUGCUGGAAGGCGGCUGGGCCAGCAUAUCGGGAGCGAACCCUGUUGGACCAGCCGGAGUGGGCCCGGGCAUAGGACCGGACUACGGGGAAGCGAGGGGGUUAAACCCCCCAGGUGAGAUACCCGUGAUUCGAGGAAAUGGAGAAUACCUCGACGGCUACAGCAGUAGCCACAUGAAGAGGGUAACGGUCAAUGCUCCGCUCCUAGACGGAAAAAGCCGUAGCCACGGAUUUGACUCGUGGCGAAAAUCAUUCAUCCAAGCUGCGAAGACCAUCGACUUGGACGGGCUGUUUAUAGGAGAUGCAGAGAGCAGUAUCCCCGUGGGCGACCCAAACUUGCCGACUUCCGAACUGCUCCGUAGGGGGUACACGAGAGCAGAAGUCCAACGGGGGCUUCAGGCGUUCCACUUUAUUACUACUGGUGUGGUAAAAGAAGCCAACAAAGCAAUCGUCAGCAACUGUACGUCAGCGAAAGAGGUCCUUGCGGAAUUGGAAAAGGUCUACGAUCCGGAGUCACAGGGGUCAAAACAGGCCUUGAUGCGGAAGAUGUUCGACUUUGCAAUCCCCACACACAGCAACAGCAACCCCAUCGAGCACCUCUACUCUCUCGAGCUGCUGUAUGCCCGCCUGCGCGAAAAGGGGCUCAAUGCUGAACAACCCUUCGUUCUCGCCCACUUCGUUGGUUCCCUCCCACCCGAGUACCAACAAGCGAAGUUCCUGUUGGAGACAGCAACGGCGCUGGAUAGGGCCGAGAUCGUCAGGAUCGUGAGCACGGUGCACGCGAGCCUCCCGGAGGGAAGGAAGGCCUCG
This is a messenger RNA of Ectocarpus sp. CCAP 1310/34, 940 nucleotides long. The record is from the annotation of a GenBank genome assembly. Lineage: Eukaryota; Phaeophyceae; Ectocarpales; Ectocarpaceae.